Molecule: messenger RNA, 6079 nt
Organism: Carassius carassius (crucian carp)
Lineage: Eukaryota; Metazoa; Chordata; Actinopteri; Cypriniformes; Cyprinidae
Gene: nhsl1a
Product: NHS-like 1a
Exons: 8
Coding region: 1170-5780 (1536 amino acids)
Biological process (GO): cell differentiation
Source: RefSeq, a predicted model, not a curated record
AUGUUGCACAAGAUUUAUUCAGAUUUGCCCAAAAUAAAGUGGUGUCAAAUUCCAGUAAAUUUAAAUUUGACAAAAGGGAAAACUACAAAAUCAGUUUAUUAGUGGCAAAAGGGCAGUUAACAUUUUUACCACUGUUGUAAAAUCGCUCUAACAAACGGUUACAGCAUACUUCAGAUUUUUGUAGCCUAUUCUUAUUCAUGAAGUGCAAAAACCAGGGAGAGACAUUUGCUGUGCCACUGAGUGGUCGUCACGCUCUAUAUGAUGGUAGCCGCGUUGGAUCAAUGUCAAUGCAUCAUGGCCAUCUGUGUGUCAUCUGAGUGUGCUAUGAUGAACAGAGGGCUCUAAUUUACAGCACCGCUGAUUGGCACAUCCGCUUGGUAAAUAGGUCUAAUUGUCUUUUGCUCAAGAAACCUAACUUGAAGGUCUGAAUACUUAAUGUGUUUUCUCUGCCCCAAAGGUUCACUGCAUGUCAAAGGAAAGGCAUAAAGUAAUAUCGCAAACCCACAGUGAGUCAUGUGCACUGAAUCCAAAUCCAAAUGCAGUUCUGACUAACCUCACGUGUGAAAAUGCUGAGUGGCCGUUCACGGUUCAUUAGAAAAAAGAAAAAAAAAUGGAGCAAGGAAGAAAAAGAAACUUACACUUGCUUCAACACUAAUGAAAUACUGCAGCAAUGAGCCCCUAAAUAGGAGCUGGGUGGCUUACCACCAACUUAAUCUCUGCUGAAUGCCCUAGGAUCCUUUUCAAACUCGUCUUGGGCCCCCUAGCUCAAAAGAAAAAGGACAGAGUGAAAGGAGGAGUGGCAGGGGCUGCGGCGGUGUAGAGAAACACAAUAGGCUGACUGUCAGUGAUCCACAGUGCAUGGCACAGAUCCAAGUGUGUUAUACAUCCACAGCAGUACAGGCAAGGUGAGAGAGACUUAAACCUGUGCAGUGCGACAGAGAGACAUGCACUACAGCUAGACAUGAGGGGAGGAGAGACGCACAAUUGAUGAGCAGAGGAAGGCAGAUGCAGAAAGAGAGAGAGUACAACUCAAACAGUACAUGAAUAUGCUCUAGGGUGGGCAAAUGUGUGUGAGAGAGAGUGACAGAGAAAGAGAGAGAGGUAGAAGAGGAGGGGGAGUGUUGCAUGCUGUGCCAGUCAGCAUAAAAUGAGAAAAGAGAGAGUGUUGUAUGGGUAGUGGUGCGUUUUUCCUCCUUUUCUCUUCCUCACACUCACUCCGAUGGUGGAUUAAUACAUCUUUAUGCGCACAUCUCUCAGGGGAUCGAUCACCCGUCACAAUGGUGUUCAUCUCGACCACUCUUAAAUCUGUCAUUAAGUACUUCAAAAAGAAGGCAGUGUCCAGUCUAGAUGAGGAGAGCAAGUGGUCUGUGCACUACACAGCCCCCUUGCACCAACAGGAGAAUGUCUUCGUGCCAGGAUCCAGACCAGCCUGCGUUGAGGACCUUCACCAUCAGGCCAAAGUCAACCUGAAAACAGUCCUCAGAGAGUGUGACAAGCUCAGGAAAGAUGGAUUCCGCAGUUCUCAGUACUACUCCCAAACCUCUGCAACCAGCCUUUGUGAAAAUGUGCACCUGGAUGAGGAGAAGACAGAGAAGAAAAAGAAGGAUUCAGAGUCACCUAAUGAAGAGGAGAAGCUUGUGUACUCGAUGCCUCCUCAGACCCCUCUGCUGGAACAUGACAUGGACAUCCAGAGAAGCUGGACCAGCUGUUUGCCGUUGCCCACUCCCGAGGAGAAGAUGAAACUGCAGGCCCAGUCGGUGGCCACUGAUAUCAUUCCCAUCAACAUUACAGGUGAGAACUUUGAUCGUCAGGCCAGUUUCCGUCGCUCUGCAGCAAAUACUGAUACCAUAAUACGAAGACCCAAGAGGGUGCAAAGAAGAAAGACAAUAACAGGAGUUCCUGACAACAUCCAGACUGAACUAGCAAAUAAAGAACAAGAUGACAGAAUUCACUCUAUGUGUAUGGCAGAUCAGUACUCCACCCUCAGUCGAGUAGGAAGCGUAAACUCCACCCUGAGAUGCUUAAACACCCGUGACUCCAGCUGCCAAACAGAAGAGGUGAAGAUUGUUCCUCCCUCAGUACGCAGAAUCAGAGCACAGAGAGGCCAUGGAAUUGCUGCCCAAAUGGCCAGCGUCUCCUCCUCAAGCAGCAUUUCCACCAUGAGUGACUGUAAUGAUAUCAGUUACACUCAGCUUAAUGACAGUGAUCAGAGCUUUCACAGUUUGCCACGCCAAGGUUCUCACAUCGUGCAUCAGCACUGUGAACCAAAGUACACCAGCUCCCCCUACAGGAUAAAUUCUGGCUCUACAAGCUCCUUGUCCUACCAGUUUGACAUGCAGCAUGGUUCUUCAUCAUCACUGCAUAUGCUGUCCGAUUCCAGAAGCAGUACAUUAAACAGCCCCAAACUUGCUGAAAAUCCAAAUGACCAAGGCUCUGAUAAAAAUAAUAGCCCAAGCUUGUUCAGUCUCAGUGGUGCACUACAGAACUCCAUUCUUUACGGACACAAAAGAACAGAGGAUAAUCAGAUGCAAUCACCUCAAUCUUCAGCCCAGUUGUUUAGUACUGCUGAUGCCUCAUUGUCGGCUGUCUCCUCCUGUUAUGAAUCCACAACCUCCCUCUGUACAAGCAUCCUCACAGAGACGGAGUCCCAGUGCAGCACACUUGAUGGCAGAAACUGCGGCAGUCGUAACUGUGUCCGCAGGGAUUCCAACUUCUCGGAGAGCAGCAAUCAAAGCUGCAGCACUCUAACCACUGACCAGUGGACUUAUGACGUUUCUCCAAAAGACAAGGUCACCUCAAGCUGCUCCUCAUCUGUCAGCCAUGUAUACACCAGUGAGGAACAUUCUACCAGCAAGAUGGACUCAAACUCAUUGUUUUCUGUUGACAAUGAAGGAUUCUACAGCUCCAUGCACCUGGACUCCGGUUUGAAGUCGCAUAGUCAUGACUCCAUCAAUAAAGCGGGAGAUGCAAGGCACAGUUUGUAUGAGUGCAAGGACCACCACAGUCAAGGGGAUCGUGCAAGUCUGCACAGCAACCGCUCCCUGACUCGCAGCAUUUCCCUGCGGAAAGCCAAAAAGCCCCCACUCCCUCCAGCAAGGACUGAUUCCUUAAGGCGCAAACCUCAGAGGAAGACUCACCACAAUGGUUCGGUCCUUAGUGAGCAGUUGAUUUCUAGUCUCCAGCAAUCCUUAGAGCUUAACCUAAAAACUUGCUCUGAACAGGCACCCUGCAAUGGGUUUGAAGACCCUUGGGUACUCCGACCCAGAAGCCAGAGCACCAUAAGUGCAGCAAGCAGUGGAAUGUCUGCACCAGCUGCUGUUUGUCCGGUCACACCUACACACAGUGAUAGCAGCAGUCAGCGCUCAGACUAUGCAGAGUCGUGGGACUUCUACAUGGAUUACCAAGGUCCACGGUCUGACCAGGGUCUCUCCUCCCAAAUCAGAAGAUCUGCAAGCACUGAGGAGAAUCAAGUAAUCAUGGGCAACGCAGCCUACAACAUCGGAUUCCCAUCGUCCCACUGCAACAGUAGUGGGAUUCAGUCAAAAUUGGCCUCAUCACCUGACAAGGUUCAUCGCCUGACAUCACCAUCAAGUGGUUAUUCAAGUCAGUCCAACACUCCGACUGCAGGCACCCCAGUUACUUCUCUAAUAAGAGCAAAAUCACCUGCAGGGAAGCUGAAACCAAAAGUGCCUGAAAGAAAGUCCUCCCUGCGGUCUUCUGUGUCUUCCUCCUCUACAUCCUUGUCCUCUAACACCUCAGAUUCCAUCAGAAACAUACCGCUACCUCCACCUCUACCUGACAUGACCAUUACAUCAUGUGAAUCACCCAGCCCUGCUUCUUGCUCUCCAACAGCAGCUAUGGUAGACUCAACCCCACCUCUUCCUUUUCUACCCGACUUAUCCUCUGACUUGGAAGAGAGACAUAAUUCACUUUCAGAUUCAUCCAAAACAUCUGAAAAUUUUGACACUAUUGAUUUCCCCCCUCCCCCACCAAAGAUCUCUGAAUCUCUGUCAAGCAAUGGAGGUAUAAAAAGUCCUCCACCUCCUUCACCUCCUCCUCCUCCACCAUUACUUGAGAUGGGUCUUCAAACAGCAGCCAUUUUGAACACAGAGAGUUGUCCUACAUUUAAGAAGGCUGUGGAAAUUGAAAAAGCAAUUAACAUCAACCACACUGAAGAGCAAGAGAAGACUCAGAGACCAAUAAUCACUGCCCAAGCUCUUCAGAUGGUGCAGCUAAGACCUGUCAAGCUCAUGCAAAAAGAAGAUAUUUUAACAUCAGUCAGUUUUGAUGAUUUUGAUGACCAAGCACAUAACCGUUUUAAAACAAACUUAGGAAAGUCCCUGGAAAGUGACACUACAGAUCAAACAGGGACUGCCUUCUGUGAUAGUCAGUCAGAAAAUGGUAUGGAUGCAUCCGAACAUGAAUAUUUAGUUAGCAAAUUUCUACAAGAUUUCCCUGAGGUAUCAACUGGUUCUUUACUUCCUGGCCCAGAUGAACAUGUCAGGAAUACUGGCCAGAAUGUUUUAGUGCACCUCUCUGAGACAUCUCCAGUUUUAUCUUCCCAUGAGCUUCUGCAAUGCACAAACUCCUCAGCUUCUUCUCAAAGUUCUCAGCUGAAACAGAAGCCUCCUAUAUCAUCUAAGAAACCCAGUCUUUCCCUUAUUAUAUCACCCAUUAUGCACCCACCUGUCUCUCAUGGACUCAAGCUUCAAAAGGUUCAUGGAGCGCAAGAAAUUCUUGAGUCAGGGCAACUGAGUGGCACAUCCUCGAAAAAUACAGUUAAUAUGCAAGCAAUUCCUUUGGACCUAGAGGUUGAGGAAGAGAGUGACUCAGACUCUUCAACCCCUGUGGUCAAAGGCAGACAGUCUCUUAGCAGUGAGUUGUCAUCAAGCAGUCUGCAAGACCUGCAACUCUCUGAUCUCAUUCUUCAUGAGCAUGACCUCAGCCUGAGUGAUAAGGACUUUGAGCUCUGUGAUGAUAAAACUACAUCAGAUGAUGGUUCAAGCAGCAGCUCGGGAUCCAUCAGCUUUAAAGAGGACGACCAUGAAGAAAAUGGUGCCGUGUUUGACUCGAGCACUGAAAGCGCAUCUAGCAUUAACGCUAACGGAGAGGCUGUGGGGGAGAUGGUGACGCCUGUUCGUCCCCGUACUACAGAGGACCUCUUUGCUGCCAUUCAUAGGUCAAAGAGGAAGGUACUGGGCCGUGGCGACUCUGAAGAGGAACGCUGCUGUAACUUCCUCCCGUCCCCACCUGUCACUCCAACAGGCUCUGGCCCCAGUCUAACAUCAUUUCCACGUCAGACCGGCUCCAUUCAGCGCAAUCUGCGGCGCUCAUCCACGAGCAAUGACAGUUUUAAAGCUCUGCUUCUGAAGAAGGGCAGCCGCUCAGAAUCCGGCUUCCGCAUGUCAGCCACUGAGAUUCUCAAAUGCACAGACCCCCGUUUUCAGAGGGCUAAUUCAGAGCAUGCACAAUCUGACGGACUGUGCACCUCUCCAACAAGCAGCAGGAGAGCAUAUGAAGAGUGGGCACGUACAGAGGGAGCCUUGCCCCGUCUUACCACUGGACUAACAACCCUAAAAUAUGGGCGUUCACGCACACCACCUUCUGCAGCCAGUAGCCGGUACAACAGCCGUAGUCGCAUUCCCAGUGGGCCAAUGACUGCCAUCUGCGAAAGAGAAGGAGAGAUGGCCGAGUCUACAGACUGCUGCAUUAGCGCUGAGAGUCAUUUUGCCCUGCCCAUUUCCUCCAGCAGCACGGUCUGUGCUCAAGGCAGCACUUAGGGCUGUCAACUCAAACCUAACGGCUUGUAAAAGAUAGCUGUCCAUUCAAUAUGAAGACCACAGAGGUCUAAACUCUGACUGGAAGGCCAUGCUUGUGCUGGCCAAUUGCAGUUCCCAAGGAAUAAGGGAGACGGGGGAAUGGGGGAAGUACUGUAAACUGUAGUUUUGCUCUUUUAUGUGAGUGAAAGCUUUCUCUCACAUAAAACAUUAGUGUUCUAAAAAAUGUGAUAAUAACAGAGGGUUACUGGUUUGUUGAAUCGAAUGUUCUUAGCUUGCUGUAUGCAGGUUAAUAAGGAAAU